UUUUUAUAGAAUGGUGAAUGUUAGUUCAAAUGUAAGAGACAUAACACAGCUGGACAGAUACGACCAAAAUAAGUUUAAGCUACAUUCCAGUAUACGAUGGCUGUUCAGCUUUAUACCUUCAUACCACAAAGAUAAAGUGAAGAACAAUGUCCGGAAUAAUCUAGACUUUCUUCAGUUACCUCCUAAAACUAUAGCAGGGAGCGCUAUCUGGAGAGAUGUGAUCGCACUGCUGGUGUCCUGUGAAGCCUACAGGUGCGCUUCUCUUGCUAUAUUCGGGGCUCCAGCCCCACAGAACCACUGGCAAGUGAUACAGAAGUUAGCAAGACACGGAUUCUACGUGGUGACAGAAGAUGGCACGGGGGUAAUACAGACUGCACUUCUGACUGCUAACCCUUUUAAUCAGGCCAGUCACAUAGCAAUGAUAGACUGUCUGAUGCAGGCUUAUUCCUGUCGUCUCGUCACCAUCCCUCGUGCGGUGGCAGUUGUCAAGAAGAUAGGUACAUUCAACGCCUCACAAGAGCUGCCCUACGAUCUAGAGGACUCCCUUGUUCUUUGGAUAAACAAGAUCUGCCAAAAAGUAAAGAAAGGUUUGAAUGAAGCGGUGACAAUAAAGAAGCAGAACUUAAAACAGGGGCUAGUUCACCCUUCUGCUACUCUGCUGCCUCCUCACAUACCUUUUGUUGAGGACCUAGUGCAGGAUAUAGGAGAUGGACAAUGUUUAGGAGUACUAACUCACCACUAUCUGCCUAACGAUCUACCCCUUGAAGCGCUAAAGUUUGGCAGCACUCUGCCCCAGUGUGAUAAAGCAUCGAACUUGGGUGCAGUUAGGUUCGCUAUAGUGACAGAGCUUGGAGCGUCCUGGUUCCCUUUAAGCGUGGAAACUUUCCUUAACCCCAGCUUCGUUACCAAGACUAAUGUUAUUGUGUUCAUCAGUGAACUCUUCUGGAAAUGGGAGGUAAAAGGGACAAGUAGGAACGAAUUUAGCUCUGAGUGCUGGCUGAAGGAGGAUGAGAGGUCAGGUGAACCAGAUAUGAACUGUGCUGCUGCAGCUACAGAGAUAUCACAGCAGCUAGAGAAAUGCCCGGUGUCAUUGGAACCGAUCACAGGUCGUCUGGAGUCCAGUUCUGAGUCAUCUUCAGAUGAGUUAGAUCAACCCUUACUUCCGAUAAUAGAGAUUGUUCCUGAUCUGCCUGAGAAGUUAAUCCCUGAAUUGGGACAAAGAGAGAUAAUAAAAUACACAGAGCUGCCGAACGUGGAGGAAGAAGGGGAGGAGGAAGACUCAGCUAUAUCCAGUCAAGAUGAAACAGACCUGCGUCCUAAUAAGUACUUUGAUCCUGCCGACUCCUCUGCUCUGAUACAGUCCACUGUAACGGGGUUUACUAAGAGCUCACAGAGUCUCGGGAGUCUGGAUCAGAUGAUCGCUGAAGCUAAGGAAGAACUGAAAGCAGAAGAUGAGAGUGUAAUUGUUAAUGGUUAUAUUGGAACUGGACCCACCCCACAGUCACUCCGUAGGUUACACAAAGCUACAGAAAGUGUGGACUCUACCAGUGAAUCAGAAUCGUCUAGCGAUGACGAAGAAGAAGACGCUAAGAUCGUACCCACAAAAUCUGAACCUCAACCAGCUGAAGAACCGCCUGUCCCAAGUAAAACUACACAGCCGGACCCGCUGGCUGGUGCGGGGUUGGUUUCAAAGUCGUUACCUUCCCGGCCUGGAGAGGUGAAGAGAACACAUGUACGCAGGAAGAGCGGAGAAGAAAUAGUAGCGGAGAUGAAGAUGGCAGCAGAAGAGAAAAGGGAAUUCUACGUUAACAUUGCAAGAUGGGUAGACACGGUUGAGAAAGAAUGCAAGCCGAAGCCGAUCUCAGCAAGCGAACUAACGACCAACAUAUCCAAAACAAUCGAGACUCACUUCUCCAAACCCCCAGCAGUAGGAGCUAGCUUCACUAUACUGAAAGAGGACAAGUCUGAAGCUCUGAGAAGAGGAAUUCCUGUUAUUGAGAAUAUCCCCGUUACUCCUGCUCCCGCUCCUCCUCUCAAGAUCAAGGGAGACUAUCUGAUGACAGUUAAAGAGCGGGAUGAUGCUAUCAAGAAGCAACAAGAGGAGGAGGAUCGGAAGAAACGAGAGGAACUUGACAAGAAGAGACAGCUGGAAGAAAAGCUAGCAGAAGAGAAGAGACAGAUCGAAGAAAUGAGUGACAGUUCAAACAAGAGUUCGGGGUCCAAGAAAGGGAAGAAAGGAGGUAAAGGGGCAGCUGGUAAGAAAGGAGGUAAAGGCGGGAAGGACACUGCUAAGAAGGAAGGAAAGAGCUUCCCUCGAAGACCAGGAAGUGUUACCUCAAAUAGCUCAGCUGCUUCAUCUGCUAAAGGCGGUAAAGGAGCUAAAGGAAAGAAAGGGAAGACUAAGGAUGACAUGUCGGUGAAGAGUGAGAAGAUGACUAGAUCAAAGUCAGGUAAAAAAGAGCCAGCAGCCAGCAAACGGCGUGUAAAAUCCGCGAGGAGAGCUGGCAAGAGUGUCUCCUUUGUGGAUGAGAAGUCUGAAUCUGAUGCCCCAGAGGUUCCUGCUAUUGAGCUGGUUCCUAAGGAGGAGACAGCAGCCAGAGUGGAAUGUCCGUUCAAGAAAGACACCCAAGUGAUAGGAGAGGACAAGGUAGACCGAAAGAAACUUUCCUAUUUUGUCCCUCUAGAAGAUGCUGGUGUGGGACUAGGGUCAGGGCCGAUAGAGAAACGACCACUCUCAGGUUCAGGGUGGCCGGGUGAUCACGAGAGUGCCGAGGACAGUUUGCUAGCUGUCAGAAACACUGAUUCUGAAGAAUCACUGAGUUCUAGUUCUGGGGAGGAAAGUGAAAGUGAAAGUGAAAGAGAACAGACUAGCCCAGAGUUAGAGCCGAAACAGAGAGUAGAUUUCAAUCAUAUCCUCAACUCUCUGCAACCUCAAUAUGGAUCUGAACCAGUGUUUGUAUUUGAAAGAAGAGACAGCUGCAAAACUCCUCAGACCCCAAUACCCAGUGACCCCAAACAGCUUGUUAUACACCUACAGAUGCAGGAGAAACGCAAAAACAUCGAGAAAAUCAGAUCAGGACUACAGAACAAGUGGGAAGAAGAGAGAGCCCAACUGAACAGGCACGUGUUUUACGAGGCCCUGAAAAAGACGCGCGAUAUCGGAGAACAAGCUAACAGUGAGGAUAUAAGGGCAGAGCUGGAGAGGAGUGACUCUCUGGAACAGUUGAUUCCUCAUCUGGGGUCCAGGACACAGAAGGAUCCUUUCAAUGCUAAACCAGGUCACCCAAAAGGAGCUGCUCCCACCAGUAUCAAACCAACAUCACUCCUGGAAAGAGCUAUCAACGAUACUGAGGAGAUAUUUUCUCCUGUAGUUGACGAUGGAUACGAUAUGAUUGCGCAAGAGAACACGACCACCGAACAACCCCAAAGUAAACCACCCUCCUCUCCUUCCAUUCCUGAUCCUCCACACUCCACAACUAAAACCCUCCCUGAAGAUGACGUGAUGAUGAAGCAGAAGUCAGAACCAGAAGCCAGUCUGGAGGAAUCAUCUUCUGAUCUAGUUGCAGUGUUCAGUAACCACGAGGACUUCCUCUCAACCAAGAUAUCUGUUUCAGAUGCACAGUCUAGUUCUACUUCUAUGAGUAGGAAACCAACUGCUAUGCAGUAUUUCUACGGUUUCUCUGAUGUGGUCUCUGAGGACAAAGUUUCUCAAAAGAGGCAGCAGUUCUUCGUGGCUCAAAAGAAGAAACAAGAAGAACUAAAAGCGCGGCGGGACCUGGAGCUGCAGAGGAAGCUGGAGAAGGACCGUCACCAGAGUCACAUAGAGGGGGAGUUCCGGAGACACGAGGGUAAUCUGGUGACCAAGUGUCCCAGAGCUAAGUCAAGUAGAGUCAGGGUGGUGAGGACUGAGGAGAAGUUACUUCCUGCUCAGCGACCAGCGUCAGCAGCCCCAGGCAGGACCAUGAUGACGUGUAGGACCCCUCAAAUGGACAAGACUCCUGAACAAAGUGCUCCAAGAGGCACCAGCUGUAGAGACGAUAUGCGUGGAAAUAGAGAUGGUACUAGAGACGAUAUGCGUGGUAAUAGGGAGGGUACUAGGGGUCACAUGUACCCUGACAAAAACCGGUUGAUGGAAACUGGUGGAGGUGCAACAUACCGCAAACACUCCUCUGAGAGUAGUCCAGAUGGUAGGAGCAACACUAGAAACUGUCACCUCAGAGAGAAAAUGAACAACACUCCCAGAAACUCUCCACAAAAUAACACCAGAAACACUCCCAAAAACACUCCCCGACCGCCAGCACUGCCACUGUUCGUUCCACCUAGUGCUAAGAGCAACAGUAAAGUUAUCAGUAACGCUGUGUGCUGGACCUGUCUGAGUGGUGUCCCUGAUAAACCUCAACAGCAGCAGGCUCUCAAGGCAAUAGCAAACAACCCUGCUCAGCAGUAUGUCAUCCUCUUCAGAGACCACAUAGCCAAGAAGUUCCGGGGCAUCUACACUUACGAUACUGAAUCAGCCAAGCUGAUAAAGAUUUACGGGAAAGGCCCAAAGACCAUCAUUCAGCAGAUGCUAUCUUACCUAUACAAGUACGACUCAGGCUCCAGAUCCUUCUCCGAUCUCCCCACCCUGUCAUUCUCACUAUCUGUCGACGGCAUUACUAUCAGGAACGAACUGUGGAGGAAAGCUGGUGUUUACCCUUGCUGAAUUCCUAGGGUAACUUAGCAACCUGGGGUAACUUAGCAACCUGGGGUAACUUAGCAACCUGGGGUUACUUAGACUCGAUAUUAAUCAGCCUGGGUGUGGCAACUUUAUUUAAUUCCUCAGCUUUAUCCUAAUCGAGGGGAGGCUUACCCUUAGUGUCAUGUUUAUUGUUUAAAGUUAUGGGACGCAAUUUUGACCUCUGGCAAGCCUACAUAUCUCUACCACACCAUGAAGUGAGAUAGCUAAUAAUCUACUUUUCACAUAAGUUCUGGGGAACCGAAUUUGGUAGUAAAAUACAGGGCGACAAACGGACUAUAUUCAUAAAUUACUAGUGAUAUGAAUAAAGUUAUUGUGUUUGUUACUACUAUACUGUUGCGUUGUCAGUAAAAACUGUAAACUGGGUAUGAGCUAUGAGAUGGAAUGUACUUCAGUUAGGACACUAGGAAUUAUGAUAUCGAGUAUUAGAGGCGGCCGAUUGUUUAUGUUGCAGAUAAACAAUGAUUUGAUGGCAGUGAGGAAAAACUUUGAUCUAUGUAUAAUAUUCAAAACAUAAUUUGAAAAUGACAGCAUGAUAUUUGAUACAGUGAUUUGAACUUAUUCUUAAAAGUUAUAAUGUUCGAUAUAAUUAUAGUUGAAGUGUAUAUAAGUUGUAAAUAUGCAUGUUUCUACGUUUUUGAAGUUAUCAUACCACAUGGUCAAGUUACUAUUUUUCAUUUUAAUAUCUUGGGUCUUUCUUCUAUUUAAUAUACAAAUUGGAUUUUGGUGUCUAUUGAAUGAGAGAUUGUCAUCAGUAAUACCUAUAGUAUGAAAUCAACAAAAUUAUUUCCAAUUCUCAAAAUCAUAAUACAGCAUGUUAGUGUUACCGGUUAAAUUACGAAAGUGCAGUUUUUUCAAAAGGAUCUAUAAUUUGGCCUCACUUAUACAUUAUACAACGUGUAGCAAAGCUAAAUGUGUGACGUGAUAAUCUUAAACAUUAUAUCGAACUUGUUCAAAUAUGUUGAGUUGUGUUCAACUCGGCACACGUUGGUUUA
Bolinopsis microptera is the source of this 5730-nucleotide messenger RNA. Its product is annotated as calmodulin-regulated spectrin-associated protein 1-B-like. Gene Ontology annotation, molecular function: microtubule minus-end binding; calmodulin binding. The transcript is spliced from 34 exons. Bases 11 to 4702 code for a protein of 1563 amino acids. Lineage: Eukaryota; Metazoa; Ctenophora; Tentaculata; Lobata; Bolinopsidae. Gene Ontology annotation, biological process: negative regulation of microtubule depolymerization; cytoplasmic microtubule organization. Gene Ontology annotation, cellular component: microtubule minus-end. The record is from RefSeq and is a predicted model, not a curated record.